Salvia miltiorrhiza (redroot sage) is the source of this 589-nucleotide messenger RNA. RefSeq lists its product as uncharacterized. NCBI's taxonomy places the organism in Eukaryota, Viridiplantae, Streptophyta, Magnoliopsida, Lamiales, Lamiaceae. The record is from RefSeq and is a predicted model, not a curated record. The transcript has 2 exons. Bases 1 to 399 code for a protein of 132 amino acids.
AUGGACAAUCCAACUCAAGCAACCAAAACUAGAAAUCCCCUCAAAUAUACUUUCGACGCUCGCUUCUCGCCAGAUACUCCUCAGGAUGACUCAUCGGAAUUCUCAAACUCCAGCUUCCAAGUGAUAGCCAACAGCAUGGCCCGAAUGGAGGCCGCCCAGCUCGAGAUGAUGAAGAAGAGGGAGAUGGCCAGGCUGGACACUCAGAGGCGCCAGGCUGAGUUGGACCACGAGAUGACUCGGAUGAUGUUGCAAACGCAAGCGCAUAUCGCUUCAACCAUCUGUCACACCAGGAAGAGGAAGAACAACAGUGAUCAUCAUUCAACCACUACUACUUCUGCACAAAACAUGCACAGUGAUGGAGCUCUACUUCUCACUCUGCUCCUCUCCAACAUGAUUUGAUACCCUUCAACUUUCUGCGCAGGUACUACUUUAACUGCUCUACAAUGAAGAAAUUCCACCGGAAAAUGCAGUUGCUCGAAUUUAUAUAUAUAUUAUAGAUUCCCAAAAGAAGUGGGAGAUUACUAGAUGAACUUGUAUGCAUAUGUACAAAUUCGAAUAAAUAUGGCUAACGGAAAAUUGUCAACUGCAA